Messenger RNA from Adineta steineri, 1032 nucleotides. Lineage: Eukaryota; Metazoa; Rotifera; Eurotatoria; Adinetida; Adinetidae. The record is from the annotation of a GenBank genome assembly.
AUGGCUGAUAGAUAUUUGAAAUAUCUUUCGGUAAAAUCAAAUAUUAUUAUUAUUAUCAUUGGGUUUUUAAUUGAUGAAAUAUCGGCUCUGUCUAUUUGUCCAACGGCUGUUUGGGCAUUGAAUGCAACAACAGUAGUUGGUUCCAUAGGGACACUAGUUAAAACCCCAGUUACCAUUAUUGUCGACAAUAACAGUAAUAUUUAUGUGGCUGAUACUGGAAAUUAUCGUGUGCUACUACUUCCGACAAAUUCCACUACAGGUAUAUUAAAAAUCAACGGUAGCUUUGGUACUGGAUUGAAUCAAUUCUCGUCGAUGACUGAUAUGCGUAUGGAUGCCAAUGGUAAUAUCUAUAUACUAGAUGGGACUUUAUCACGUGUAACAAAAUGGACACCAGGAUCUACGAGUGGAAUUCUUGUAGCGGGCGGUGGUUCCUUCAAUGAUUAUUUUGAUGGACAUGUGGACAUCAUGGGUCAAUCUGGUGGAAUGUUUAUUGAACCUCAAUCAUUGUUUAUUUGGAUAGCUGAUACAAACAAUAGCAGAAUCGUAAAAUGGGUAAAUUCAUCAACAGCACUAACAGUAGUCUAUGGUAGUUACGGUCGGAAUUCUAAUCAAUUUAUUUCUCCAACAGGAUUAUUCGUUGAUACAGCUGCUGAAAAUACACUUUAUGUAGUAGAUUUUGGAAAUCAUAGAAUACAAAUGUGGCUUCCAAAUGCAACUAGUGGAAUAACGGUGGCUGGACUAACAGGUUACUAUGGUACUGGACUAAAUCAACUGUGGUAUCCAUCAGCAGUAGUUGUCGAUAGUAACCAGAAUAUGUAUAUUACAGACAUGGAUAACUAUCGAAUUCUCCAAUGGAAAGUAGGUGCAAGUUUUGGAAUGGUCAUUGCAGGAACAGCACUAAGUACAGGAUUAUCGCCAAAUCUACUUGGUUAUCCAUCUACUAUUAGCUUUGAUCCGAGUGGAUCACUUUUUGUUGCUGAUACUACAAAUAAUCGUGUACAAAAAUUUGCUAUUUUUUGUCGUAAGAUUUAA